This is a messenger RNA of Plectropomus leopardus (leopard coralgrouper), 2222 nucleotides long. It is a transcript of the gene casp3a, whose product is annotated as caspase 3, apoptosis-related cysteine peptidase a. Gene Ontology annotation, molecular function: cysteine-type endopeptidase activity. Gene Ontology annotation, cellular component: cytoplasm; death-inducing signaling complex. Lineage: Eukaryota; Metazoa; Chordata; Actinopteri; Perciformes; Serranidae. The record is from RefSeq and is a predicted model, not a curated record. Gene Ontology annotation, biological process: positive regulation of neuron apoptotic process; proteolysis; apoptotic process.
ACAUCAGCAUCUUUGUUUACUUGCUAGCCUAGCUCAGUGCUCACUUCUCUCUACGUUAGCGACUAGCAUUAGUUGUCUGCUGGGUUUACGGUUUAUCAUACAGGCUGUGUAUUUCACUGUAGUUUAUUUUCUGACUCAGGAAUAUGUCGGCAAACGGAUCUGGAGAAGACUCCACAGACGCAAAGAGUGGCGAUGGACAGUGGUCACAGUCGUCUUCCUCUGCCUCUGCUCCUAUGGACGUAGAUGCCAAGUCCAGCGCCCACAGCUUCAGAUACAGUCUGAAUUUCCCCUGCAUCGGCCAGUGCAUCAUCAUCAACAACAAGAACUUUGACAGAAGAACAGGAAUGAAUCAACGAAACGGAACAGAUGUUGAUGCAGCCAAUGCGGUGAAAGUAUUUGGGAAGUUGGGUUAUAAAGUGAAGGUUUACAAUGACCAGUCAGUCGACCAAAUGAAACACGUUUUAACUUCUGCAUCAAAGGAAGAUCACAGCUGCUACGCCUCAUUCGUCUGUGUCCUGCUGAGUCAUGGAGACGAGGGUGUGUUCUUCGGUACGGAUGGCUCAAUAGAGCUCAAGUACCUGACAUCACUUUUUCGGGGCGAUCGCUGCAGAUCGCUGGUGGGAAAGCCUAAACUCUUUUUUAUCCAGGCUUGCAGAGGCACUGAUCUGGAUGCAGGCAUUGAAACAGACAGCGGAGAAGAUGGCAUGACCAAGAUCCCUGUGGAAGCUGACUUCCUCUACGCCUUCUCCACAGCCCCAGGCUACUACUCAUGGAGGAAUACUAUGACUGGGUCCUGGUUCAUGCAGUCACUGUGUGAUAUGAUUGCCAAAUACGGAAAAGAAUUGGAGCUCCUGCACAUCAUGACAAGAGUGAACCACAAGGUGGCAGUAGAGUUUGAGUCUGUCUCCAAUUCACCAGGCUUUGAUGCAAAGAAACAAAUCCCAUGCAUUGUGUCAAUGCUGACCAAAGAGAUGUAUUUUUUUCCUUGAGGUAGUCUUUCUGUCAGACUUCAGCCUUAAUCUACAGAAGAAAGGCUUGACAAUGUGUACAAGCUGGUGUUUGUGAAUUAUUUUAAGAUACACUGUCUGACUGAAUAUCUCUUGAAACCUCAGUUUAUAUGUUUUUCUGGGAGAGUAGUUUUGAAGCAGUCACAUUUCACAAGCUUGGCAUUAUAAGGUUCUUUAUGUGUGGAGGACAAUUCUGUGAUACGGCAUUAAAGUUUUUAUCCCUGAAGAAAAACUAUUUUGUAUUCUCUUCUACACAUUCAAACAAAAAAGGGAUAUUUUAAAACAAUGUCAAUGUACAUUAAAAGCAGAAAUAACAUUAAAUAUUGAUCUCUGAUCUAUCUUAAAAUGAAAUGUGACUGACUUUGUAAUUCCAAGCUCACAGUUUUCUACCGGUAAAUGCCUCUUUUCUGUUUACACUAUAUGCAUUUCAGGGAAACACAUUGGGUACCAGUUUGAUAGGAAGUCUGACCUUCUAUAUGUGUUUAAUCUUGAAACUAUAGAUGGGCGUCCCGCCCUACAGCACCAUUCUUAUGAGUGAGCCGUUUAUUUUAAGUGUCUAAGCAAGACGAUGAGUCUGUUAUGAAGGGAUCAUGCAUUUCAUUUCUAUGCCCGUUUUUACUUCUUUUCUUUACAUUAUCUUUUUUUUCACUAUUGAGCCAAUGUAGCGACUUCCAACAUAAAGGUUCCACAAUCAAAACUAAUCACUGAAAUAGUACCUUAUGAGCUCUGUGUGAAUGCCACUCUCAGUAGGUAAAUUAAAGGACAAUGUUGUGUAGCAAAUUCGGGAACAUCCAUUAAGCUAUCUUGUGUUUUGCUGGUUUUAAGGCUCAGUUGGCGUUAGUCUUCAUAGCAUGCACGACUUAAGCCAGCCCACUUGCAUUGCGCUUUUAUGUGAAGCUCAUUUUCAUACUUGAACACAAGUUUACAUUUCAUGCUAGGCAAUAUUUCAUGUAUUUUUGUUUUUUUAAAUGGCAAUUUGGAUGCCUUUUCACUUCACUUUAAUAGUUACAGUCAUUAACUUAAAAAAAUAACUUCUACCGGGCUGUUUUGCUACAGUGAGUCAAACGUAUGUAUGUUAACAUUGUUGAGUGAUUUAUAACAGAAAAGGCACAAUUUGAUUGUGUGCGGAUUCAGGUGCUGGUUAUUUGUGAGUAAAUAUUUAAAUAUUUACAUCAAAAUGGGAAAAAAAAACAAAACACUUUUGCUGUUAAAAUA